Girardinichthys multiradiatus is the source of this 4534-nucleotide messenger RNA. Its product is annotated as TNF receptor-associated factor 2-like. Gene Ontology annotation, molecular function: tumor necrosis factor receptor binding; ubiquitin-protein transferase activity; zinc ion binding. NCBI's taxonomy places the organism in Eukaryota, Metazoa, Chordata, Actinopteri, Cyprinodontiformes, Goodeidae. Gene Ontology annotation, cellular component: plasma membrane signaling receptor complex; cytosol; cytoplasmic side of plasma membrane. The transcript is spliced from 11 exons. The coding region runs from base 244 to 2031 and encodes 595 amino acids. The record is from RefSeq and is a predicted model, not a curated record. Gene Ontology annotation, biological process: protein K63-linked ubiquitination; positive regulation of JNK cascade; tumor necrosis factor-mediated signaling pathway.
CCCACCGCAUGACGUAACGCCCAGUCUGAAAGUGCAAUGGCGAUAUUAGACAAUAACAGCCAUCGCGUUUGUGGACCACAUCUGUAUUAUGUGGCUAACAUUGAAGAAAACACCUCGAGCCGGCUGCGACACCACAUAUAAUAUCGGCACAGCGCACGUGCGAGCGGGGAAGGGGAUUUCAGAGCCUCCGCGCGGGAUGACAGUUUAGACUAAACCCGCUGGUGUGACGUGUAAACAGACGCCAUGGCCACACAGGAACCGUCCCCUCCGUCAUCCAUGGAGAGCAAUAAACCUGGCUUCCCCAAGAAGAUCCUGGGCAACAAGCUGGAGGACAAGCACCUGUGCAACUGCUGCCAUAAUAUCCUCAGACGGCCCUUUCAAGCUCAGUGUGGACAUCGCUUCUGCUCCUAUUGCUACAACAGGACUGUGAGUAAUGGACCCCAGAAAUGCAACGCUUGCAUUAAAGAAGAUAUUUUUGAGGAGCCUACAUCAGUUUUGAAACAAGGAUGUGCUUUUCCUGACAAUGCUGUUCGAAGGGAAGUUGAAAGCCUGUCUGCAGUUUGCAUCAAUGAAGACUGUACUUGGACAGGCACUAUUAAAGAGUAUGAGCUGAAUCACGAGGGGAAGUGUGAGUUUAUGAUCAUCCCCUGCCCCUCCUGCAAAGAACGAAUCCGCUUCAACGAACAAGAGCGCCACAAUGAGCGGGAGUGCCCAGAGAGGACACUCAAUUGCAAAUACUGCAAGGAGCCUUUUCACUUUAAAAACAUUAAGGCACAUGAUGAGAUCUGUCCUAAAUAUCCGAUGAUCUGUGAAGGCUGUGCCAAGAAGAAAAUACCCAGAGAGAAGUAUGUGGACCAUAUUAAACUCUGCAGUAAGUUCCGAACUCCAUGUCGAUUUCAUGUCGUUGGAUGUGACAUGUCUGUGGAGAAAGAGAAGAUUCAUGAUCAUGAACGCGCUUACGCCUACGAGCACCUUAACCUGCUCCUGCACUACAUUAUGGGUAUGAAAGUGAGCAUGGAGGGCCUGCAGCCCCAGGGACUGGAAAUAGCCGGACACAAACUAUUAGAACUCCAACAAUCCCUCAGGGAACUCGAGGCCAGAGUCUCCCAGCUCAGCACCACCUCCUCUGGGCCUCCCGUGCAGGGAGCUGCCGCCUCCUCUUCCUCCAGCACCGGCCCUCCUGGCCCAACCGCAUCAACUCCUCUCCCUCCACCGCCCACUCUUCCUCCAACUCUCACUGUGUCUACCUCGUUCACACCACUGCCCAGCUCAGUGGGCGCAGCACUGGAGCUCCAGCUCCACAGUGAGAAGACCAAGGUGGCCGAGCUUGGCCGCAGAUGCACAGAACUUGAGGUCAAAGCGGGGACAUUUGAAAAUGUGGUGUGCGUUCUUAACAGGGAGGUGGAGAGGUUUGCCACAACCAUGGAGGCCAGCAACCGGCAGCAUAAACUGGACCAAGAUAAGAUUGAGGCUCUUAGUAAUAAGGUGCGACAGCUGGAAAGGACCGUGGGAUUGAAGGACCUCACAGUGGUUGAAAUGGAGGGCCGACUAAGGGAAAUGUCGGCCACCACCUUUGAUGGCGUCUUCAUUUGGAGAAUCUCAGACUUUGCCAAAAAACGACAAGAUGCCAUUGCAGGUCGGGCUCCUGCCAUGUUCUCACCAGCUUUCUAUACUAGCAAGUACGGCUAUAAGAUGUGCCUACGAAUCUAUCUGAAUGGAGAUGGGACGGGGCGUGGCAGCCACCUGUCCCUGUUCUUUGUGGUGAUGAGAGGACUGAGUGACGCUCUGCUCAAAUGGCCAUUCAACCAAAAGGUAACGUUGAUGCUCCUGGACCAGAGCAACAGGGAACACAUCAUCGACGCCUUUCGACCUGAUGUCACUUCCUCUUCCUUUCAAAGACCUGUGAGCGAGAUGAACAUUGCCAGCGGCUGUCCGCUCUUCUGCCCGCUCUCCAAGCUAGAUGGCAAGAACUCAUACAUCCGCGACGACACCAUCUUCAUUAAAGCCAUUGUGGACCUCACUGGCCUCUAGACGUCUCUAUGUGUUAUAAUUUGGCAACCGGGUGGCUCCCUGACCAUUCAAGGCUACUUCUUUGGUCAGUCAUGGUCCCGUUAGGGCUCUGUUCGGGGCAUUGUACCGUCCCUCGCAGGAGAAGGACGGGCUUGCGGCUGUAUGCUGCACGUGGCUGCUCAGUCCAGAUGGUGCUGGCAUUGUUAUACGGUGGUAUCUGUGUGAGAGCCACCAUCAUUGAUGUACAUUUUGGGUGCAAUUUUCUUUCUUUUAACAUCUUCCCCAGUGGGAUGAACAUCCUAUUUUAGGAUGCCUAGUUGAGCAGCAGUGCGGCGUGGUUAUCAUGGUGUUAGUGAAGGGAGGUCUGUUUCCAUGAGCUGAAGAGAAUGAAUAUUUUUAAUCUUCUGAACUUGUGGGCUUUCAGCUUGUGCAGAUCGUAUUAGAACAGGACUGUAGAUUACUAAUAGUUUGUGAGGUUUUUCUGAUAAAGCUGGCUUGCUAUAGAGGUAGAAGUGACGCAGUUUUUCCUUCUGCUUGAAGGUCAUCAUGGAUAUCGUGAGCUUGCUUGUGUUGAGUGAAUUUGCAUAGACAAACGUGGAGUUACGUUAUGAACAACAUUACCGGCUUCUUUGCUUUUUGGUUUUCUUAGCAACCUGCAUGCCGCUGGAGAUUUCUUAAUGAACAACUCCUUUUCUCAACCUAGCUUCACGAAAGUUAGUUCUUAAACCUGUCGGUGAUUUAGCUAUCCGUGAUGGUGGACAUUGCCUGCAUGUCUUUGGAAUCAGGCUAUUUAAAUGUAGAAUUGCGUGUUUGUUGCGUUUUAGGGUGGUUCUGAUUGGUGGUUUGGUACAUCUGUGGAAGAUACAGCGGAGUUACCAAGGAGUCAGGGCAGCUUGCCAGUCAAGCCAGAGACAUAACACUUGCAUGGAGUUCUCCUGCAGGAUUUGCUCACUCGCUCACAACUCAACACAUAGUACUGUGCCCCACCACAGACUGAGGUGAACACAGAUUCACAGAAGUUAAGGAAUCGUUUGUCUGUAGUCAUAGUUUCCAGUGCAUUCUGUAUUUGUUUCUGCUGCUCUGAGACAGAAUACUGAUGUGAAACUGAAAUACGUCAGUGCAAAUGAACUGCAAGAGAUUUUAAAGAAUUAUUGUAGGUUUCUGACAAUAUUUGUAGCUGAUUGAUGUUUAAUGCCGAUAAAUCUUAACAGCACUUUCCCCGUUUUGCAGUAACACACAUUCGACAUUAUAGCCGCUUUUGCUGUCGUUUCCUUUCAAAUCGUCCACUAGAGGCCGCUGUUGUUUGUUUCACAUGCUGAGGUGUUGAGGUUCAUGCUGGCCUGGUUGGAAACCAGUUUUGACCUGUAUUGAAACCUCUCUGUGCAUGGGAGGCUUCAAUUCAUUUUUGCUAUGGAAUUUUGAGCCGGUUGACUCCGUGAAGCCUUUAUUUGUAUUUGUUUGGAUGAGGAAUACGUGAACAUAGAAUAGUUAUUAUGUUAUAUCUGGCACUGCUCAACACAGGCAGGGGCCUAUAUUCAUAACAAUGUAUAAAUAUCUAUGUUGCAUAUCAUAAUGUUGAAAUAUUCUAUAUAUUGAUGUUAAUACACACAAGAUGUUAUAAUAAACAUAGUAUUACUGAAUACCUUAUUAAUUCUAUAUCUAUAGAGCAGCUUUUUGUUUGAUGGUUUGAACAGGCCAGGACAACCUUUUUGUGCAGUGAGGACUUAUAGAGUGUAAUGUGUGAUCACAUCCCUUAGGCAUCUUAGCUCAAAGGGUUUAAACAGGUCAAACUAUUUGUUGCCAUUUGUUUACAUUAGUCAUUAUGGCGCUGAUCAGUCAAGACCAGUUUUGAACUUUCCAAGGAAAUGUGGUGCUUUUCCAACCAUGAAACACAAUUUCAUCAAUACAAGACUCCUUAGUCACUUUUGUGAAACUAGCGAGCAACUAGCUAGCAAGGAGAACCAUUUAACUGUUUGAAAUUAUUGUUUGAAAUAAAUGAUAUAUAUACUGAGCGAGUUUUUGUUCAGAACUUUAAAGCCUUUUUAAUGAAGUCUUAAGUAUGUAGUGAAUCAGAUUUACAUUCACUUUUUAAACCUUGAGUGUGCUUGUACCGUGCCAAAAUCUAAUAUUACCUCUUUAUGCUAACAUUGGUAUACUGCAAGAUGUAUUUUAUGUUCUAUGCUAAAAUAUGGUACCAAAUAUAUUUCUAUUUAAGUUUGGAUUUCUAUGCGUAUGGGUGUUUGCAAGUAUAGUGCUUUUUUAAUCCGAUGCACGGGGUCAUUACUACUGGAAAUAAUUAAUUCAAACCCGUAAGUUGGUUCUCACAUGGCAGAAGUCUGUGAAUGUAAGCUUUAACUCUGCAGUUUGUUUUUAUUUUGAAACGAGGUGUUCUGUCAGGUGAUGCAACUAACCGGAAACAACUUCAUUUGUGCACUUUGUAUCAUUUGUCUUAAGCAGGGUAUAUAUUUUGCUGAGUCAUCUAUGUACCUUGCAAUCAGAGCCAUAUAUAUAUAUAUAUAUAUAU